Penicillium cataractarum is the source of this 1062-nucleotide messenger RNA. RefSeq names its product RING finger protein. Bases 1 to 1062 code for a protein of 353 amino acids. The transcript is spliced from 5 exons. Gene Ontology annotation, molecular function: ubiquitin protein ligase activity; zinc ion binding. Lineage: Eukaryota; Fungi; Ascomycota; Eurotiomycetes; Eurotiales; Aspergillaceae. The record is from RefSeq and is a predicted model, not a curated record.
AUGGAGCCCAUCCAGCAGUACUCCGAGGGCAACCCCGGAUCUCCUUCUACGGUGAUCCCACCCAAUCCCCCUCCUCGUCGUGCAAAGCAAAAAGCCUCCUCAACCCGAGCUACUCACACGAAGAAGGCUGCUCCUGCCAAAGGCAGCCCAGCAAUGGAACGUGUUUCUGCAAGCCCCGUUACUCCUGCGAAGAGGAGCCCCAAGAGAAAAGCUGGAGAAGUUUACGGUCCUGAAGACGGCUCUCCAACUCCAAAAUCAUCUGGGGCUUCUCCUGCCAAGCGAGCUCGCCCGGCUCCUGUCAUCGUCAAAUACCAUGGCACAGAGAAGCGUGCCCGUCCCUGGCGUGACUCGCCACCUGAUUCCCAUCUUGAUCGAGUAGAUCGGAUCGAGCGAUCCCGCAUGUUUAUCGUGGGACAGACAGUCUGCGAAACUGAGGACGAUGUUCCCGAGUUUUACUUUGAUGUUGUCGGGUCCACCGGCAAUGUCUACAAGGCCAAGAUCGGGAAGCUGCCCUCUUGCGACUGCCCAGAUGCCCUGUUCCGUUGUCGCGGCGAGUGUAAACAUAUUAUCUAUGUCCUUCUCAAAGCCCUCAACGCUCGUCCUGAGCUUCGAUACCAGAUUUCCUUUGUUCCAUCGGAGCUGCGAGAAAUGUACGAAGGCUCCCUGAUGAGCAUGUUUGAGAGGAAUGGCGCCGAGGCUCACGAUCACGAUGGCAAACGCAAGCCUCUCGAGGGUGCCUGUCCCAUCUGCUUCAUGGAUUUCGAGGCCAAGGACAAGACUGUGUGGUGCCAGACUGGCUGUGGGAACAAUGUUCAUGAAGUGUGCUUCAAACAGUGGGCUAGCACAUCGCUCAAAAGUCAAGGCUCCAUUCGCUGUGUUUACUGCCGCGCCAACUGGUCAACUCCCGGGUACAAAUCCAACGUCGAGAAUCUUCGAAAGAACGGCACCAUCGGACGAGAGGGCUACGUCAACGUCGCAGAGCAGUUUGGCCUCUCGCCUAAACGCGGUACGGACUUUUCUCUGUACUUUUCCCUUUAUGAUCCUGCUGAGAAGGGGAGUUGA